Eurytemora carolleeae is the source of this 1342-nucleotide messenger RNA. Its product is annotated as glutamic acid-rich protein. The record is from RefSeq and is a predicted model, not a curated record. NCBI's taxonomy places the organism in Eukaryota, Metazoa, Arthropoda, Copepoda, Calanoida, Temoridae.
AAAUCAGAAAUGUCUUAAUGACAACUUAAUUUUGACGCUAAUUUUUCCCAAAUUAUUUAAAUCACGGCCUUUGAAUUGUUUUCACUAACUGCAUGAUAUAUUAUAUUUGUUUAUUUACUUACCUGCUGCCUGGUUGGUGGAAACCUUGACGAAAGAAUGAAACGGCGACGAAGAGAAAGGUCUCGACGAUUAGCAACUCUUUAUCCGGAAAUUGAUGAAGAGGACCCUUUCUCAUUUGAGAACUUGGGACAAACAACUCAAAACAAGAAAAAGGAAAGUAAAGAGAAGAAAGGAGAAAAGAAGAUUGCUGAAAAAGAUGAGAGCAAGAAAGUAGAGAAAAGAGACACAAAAGAAACUCAGAAGAAAGAGAAAAAUGAGAACACAACAAGAAGUGAUGAGGAAAAGAAAGAGAAAGAUAAAGAGAACAAGAUUAAAGAGGAAGGAAAGCAGGAAAACAAAGAGAAGGAGAGAGAAAGCAAGAAGGAGGACAAGAACAUCGUUGAGAACGCGAAGAAGAUCAAGUCCGGAGAGAAAAAAGUGAUUCAAUGGGAAGACAGGAAGGAACCAAAGGAAAAGAACAUUCAAAGAAUCAAUACAGAAAUCAAACACUUUGUUGGAAAACUAAACGAUCCUCUCAACAAAUCCAAGGAUCAAAAUGAGGUUAUAUUCCCCAAUAUAAAGAAUGAGGAUAAAACUGAGGAAUCGGUUGAAAAAGAUAUAAAAGAGAAUACACAGACUGGAAAUAAAGAUGAACUGAAGAUUGAAUUAUCUAUCAUCAAAUCUGAACCCAACUCUGAAGAUAAGAUCGAUCGAAAAUUUAAAAGUAUCGGCAAAAACGCCUCUAAGACCAGUUUAGAGGUUGAGAAUGACGCUGUUAAAAAUAAUUAUGAAAAAGCUUUGGACCUAGCUGAGAAUAUUAACAUAAUGAAGAACAAACUAAUGAUCGGGAAAGAUAGAAUUAAGAACGAUGUUGAAGUGGACGAUGCUGAAGUUGAUGAUGUUAAUGAUGAAGAAGAGGAUACAGAAGAAGAUGAAAGUGAAAAUGAUGAAGAUAAAGACAUAUCUGAUGAUAAAGAAGAAGAUGAGAAUGAGGAUAAGGAAGGGGAGGCAACAAUGGAAGAUGCUGUAGAAGCAUACAAGAGAAAAUACAAACACUCUCUGGGGUUGAGAUCAGAGGAAGAAGCUACAAGUUUAGAUGUAGCAUACGCCAGAGAUAAAUCUAGUGUAGGCUAUUCAUUCAAAAUGUAAGUAUGGAAAAUGAAGAAACAUAUAUAGCUAGGAAAAGAAAAUUAUAAUGAUGUUGAAACUGCUUUUUUAGGAAUCAUUUGAGACCUAUGAGACG